ACUCUCCAAACUGACAGGACUCCACAACAGGCCCAGGAGAGACAACACACAGUUCUGGGAUUACUUCUUGAGGAAUUUUCUCAUCGAAAACUAACACUAACUUCACACAGUAUUUGGCUAUCAUUUUCUUCUGUUUAACAGUUUUCACCAGGGUUUGUACAACACGGGACUAUUUUGAAAUCAUUACAAUUCCUUUCACAAUAGUCCCACAGGCGUUGUGAGUCUGGCAAGCGAGGCUACUUUCACACAAGCUUCAACGUAUCUUUAAAGUAUCAUCAGUUGUUUUUGGACUAUUUGGGCUGUGGACUGUCCAAUUCACCGUCUUGAGUCACUCUGACUACCAUUUUACGUUUUUCUAAACAGUUUUUGGAGACUAUUCUACCCUAGGACUACCCUACCUCUCAUUGCCAUGGCGAACAGCUGUCUCCAGCUCAGCGGUUUUGUGAUGAGUUGUAUCGGCUGGGUCGGGAUCCUUAUCGCCACGGCCACCAACGACUGGGUAGUGACAUGUAAAUACGGCAUGAACACCUGCAAGAAGAUGGACGAGUUAGGAGCCAAGGGCCUGUGGGCUGAAUGUGUCAUUUCAACUGCCCUCUAUCACUGUAUAUCACUGACACAGAUACUGGACCUACCGGCAUACAUCCAGACGUCGAGGGCGUUGAUGAUAACUGGAUCCCUCCUGGGGCUGCCUGCAGUGGGGAUGGUCCUAACAGCCACGCCCUGCAUCUCUCUGGGUGAUGAGCCUCAGUCAGCCAAGAACAAACGAUCCCUACUUGGGGGAGUUCUCAUACUGCUAGUGGCUCUGUGUGGGGGGGUGUCCACAGUAUGGUUUCCUAUCGGAGCCCACCAGGACCAGGGACUCAUGUCGUUUGGGUUCAGCCUGUACGCUGGCUGGGUGGGCACGGCUUUCUGUCUCCUGGGAGGGGCCAUGAUCACCUGCUGUUCUACUGAACCGUCCCAACACUACAAUCACCAUGACAACGACAGGUUCUACUACUCCAAAGGACAGGGGUCUGGCAACCCUGUUCCACCCUCCACUAACCACGCCAAGAGUGCCAAUGUUUAGACACACAUGAAGUACAUACAUGCACACACACACACACACGCACACACACACACACACCAGUGUUGUGUAACGCAGAGCGACGUCUAACCUGGUGCCUGAAGAGAAACCAAGGGGUCCUGAUCGGGACAACCCUGCUCUGAUGAAGGACUUAUUUUCAUCUCUUUGUUAUAUAAUGAAGGCUAGGAUUAGGGUUAGGGUUCUUUGUUUUACAAUGAAGGCUAAGGUUAGGGUUCUUUGUUUUACAAUGAAGGCUAAGGUUAGGGUUCUUUGUUUUACAAUGAAGGCUAGGUUUAGGAUUAGGUUUCUUUGUUUUACAAUGAAGGCUAAGGUUAGGGUUCUUUAUUUUACAAUGAAGGCUAGGGUUAAGAUUAGGGUUAUUUGUUUUACAAUGAAGGCUAGGGUUAGGGUUACGGUUAGGGUUCUUUGUUUUACAUUGAAGGCUAAGGUUAGGGUUCUUUAUUUUACAAUGAAGGCUAGGGUUAGGGUUCUUUAUUUUACAAUGAAGGCUAGGGUUAGGAUUAGGGUUCUUUGUUUUACAUUGAAGGCUAGGGUUAGGGUUCUUUGUUUUACAAUGAAGGCUAAGGUUAGGGUUCUUUAUUUUACAAUGAAGACUAAGGUUAGGGUUCUUUAUUUUACAAUGAAGACUAAGGUUAGGGUUAGGGUUCUUUGUUUUACAUUGAAGGCUAAGGUUAGGGUUCUUUAUUUUACAAUGAAGACUAAGGUUAGGGUUCGGGUUCUUAAUUUUACAAUGAAGGGUUAGGGUUAGGGUUCUUUAUUUUACAAUGAAGGCUAGGGUUAGGGUUAGGGUUCUUUAUUUUACAAUGAAGGCUGGGGUUAGGGUUCUUUAUUUUGCAAUGAAGACUAGGGUUAGGGUUCUUUAUUUUACAAUGAAGGCUCGGGUUAGGGUACUUUGUUUUACAAUGAAGGCUAAGGUUAGGGUUCUUUAUUUUACAAUGAAGACUAGGGUUAGGGUUCUUUAUUUUACAAUGAAGGCUAGGGUUAGGGUUCUUUAUUUUACAAUGAAGGCUAGGGUUAGGAUUAGGGUUCUUUGUUUUACAAUAAAGGCUAAGGUUAGGAUUAUGGUUCUUUGUUUUACAUUGAAGGCUAAGGUUAGGGUUCUUCAUUUUACAAUGAAGGCUAGGGUUAGGGUUCUUUAUUUUACAAUGAAGGCUAAGGUUAAGGUUCUUUAUUUUGCAAUGAAGGCUAGGGUUAGGAUUAGGGUUCUUUGUUUUACAAUGAAGGCUAGGGUUAGGGUUCUUUGUUUUACAAUGAAGGUUAGAGUUCUUUGUUCCACAAUGAAGGCUAAGGUUAGGGUUCUUUGUUCCACAAUGAAGGCUAGGGUUAGGAUUAGGGUUCUUUGUUCUACAAUGAAGGCUAAUGUUCGGGUUCUUUGUUCUACAAUGAAGGCUAGGGUUAGGAUUAGGGUUCUUUAUUCUACAAUGAAGGCUAAGGUUAGGGUUCUUUGUUCUACAAUGAAGGCUAGGGUUAGGGUUCUUUGUUCUACAAUGAAGGCUAGGGUUAGGGUUCUUUAUUCUACAAUGAAGACUAAAGUUAGGGUUCUUUGUUCUACAUUGAAGGCUAGGGUUAGGGUUCUUUAUUCUACAAUGAAGGCUAAGGUUAGGGUUCUUUGUUCUACAAUGCAGACUAGGGUUAGGGUUCUUUAUUCUACAAUGAAGGCUAAGGUUAGGGUUCUUUGUUCUACAAUGAAGGCUAAGGUUAGGGUUCUUUGUUCUACAAUGAAGGCUAGGGUUAGGGUUCUUUAUUCUACAAUGAAGGCUAGGGUUAGGGUUCUUUGUUCUACAAUGAAGACUAGGGUUAGGGUUCUUUAUUCUACAAUGAAGGCUAGGGUUUGGGUUCUUUAUUCUACAAUGAAGGCUAAGGUUAGGGUUCUUUGUUCUACAAUGAAGGCUAGGGUUAGGGUUCUUUAUUCUACAAUGAAGGCUAGGGUUAGGGUUCUUUAUUCUACAAUGAAGGCUAGGGUUAGGGUU
This is a messenger RNA of Oncorhynchus masou masou (cherry salmon), 3054 nucleotides long. RefSeq names its product claudin-11-like. Gene Ontology annotation, molecular function: structural molecule activity. The transcript has 3 exons. Bases 410 to 1066 code for a protein of 218 amino acids. Gene Ontology annotation, cellular component: plasma membrane; bicellular tight junction. Lineage: Eukaryota; Metazoa; Chordata; Actinopteri; Salmoniformes; Salmonidae. The record is from RefSeq and is a predicted model, not a curated record. Gene Ontology annotation, biological process: cell adhesion; bicellular tight junction assembly.